Messenger RNA from Schistosoma margrebowiei, 971 nucleotides. Lineage: Eukaryota; Metazoa; Platyhelminthes; Trematoda; Strigeidida; Schistosomatidae. The record is from the annotation of a GenBank genome assembly.
AUGCAAGCCAUUAAAUGUGUAGUUGUCGGUGAUGGAGCUGUCGGAAAAACCUGUUUACUCAUCAGCUACACGACAAAUGCUUUUCCCGGUGAGUACGUUCCAACCGUUUUCGAUAACUACUCUGCUAACGUAAUGGUUGACCGGAAACCUGUGAACCUUGGUUUGUGGGAUACAGCCGGUCAGGAGGAUUAUGACAGACUACGACCACUCUCAUAUCCACAAACUGAUGUGUUUUUGUUGUGCUUCUCUUUGGUCAGUCGCACAUCAUUCGAGAAUGUCCGUAGUAAAUGGUAUCCGGAGAUAUCCGCCCAUGUUCCAAAUGCUCCCAUUAUUCUUGUCGGAACAAAACGGGACCUUCGAGAUAGUCCCAACGGCCUAAAAUCUACUACGUUGCCCGUAACCUAUUCGGAGGGUUGUAGAAUGGCAAGAGAAAUUAAAGCUGUGAAGUAUCUGGAAUGCUCUGCUUUAACUCAGUUUGGAUUAAAAGAUGUCUUCGACGAAGCUAUUCGAGCAGUACUCAUGCCCGAAGGAAAGAAAAAGAAACAUAGUUCAUGUGAAUUAGUUUAAUAUUGGGAUAAUAUUGCUCUAGUUGUUGUCGUGGAUGCUUCCAUAGAGUAAACAUACAAGUGGGCGAGACUGUGUGUUUGUGAGCUUAUUAUUCUGUAUAAUUAAUUUAUUUUCACAAUUACUCGUUAUCGAUCGACUGACUGGUCGCCACAUUCACCAACACGAUCCUAUACAAAUGUGUGUGUGUAGGUCGUUGUGUUUGUGGUGACACAACCAUCUUUUCUAAUUAUCCGGUUGAUAUUUACUAUUCACAACUACACACAAACAGACAAUAGAAUCUCUUAUGAUUUUGACUGUUCACUCCGUUUUCCUUCGUUUUGAAUCUCAGCCCUGAUUUUUUCGCUUGUUUUAAUUUUUGUGUUCGCACAUGAAUGACCGUGCAUAUUCUUCUCAUUAGUUUACCA